Molecule: messenger RNA, 1155 nt
Organism: Mucor velutinosus
Lineage: Eukaryota; Fungi; Mucoromycota; Mucoromycetes; Mucorales; Mucoraceae
Exons: 2
Coding region: 1-1155 (384 amino acids)
Source: RefSeq, a predicted model, not a curated record
AUGCCUGAACAACAAGCUUUCUGCGUAUUUGUGAGAAUUAUGGAAACCUACGAAAUGAGAACCAUGUUUACCUUGAAUAUGGAGGGACUGCAGCUGCGGCUGUACCAAUUCUCGAGUCUAUUAGAUCAGAUUCUUCCUGAUCUAUCUGACUUUCUGAAGCUUCAUGAGGUCAAUGUGCCCAUGUACGCAUCGCAAUGGUUUUUGACACUGUUUGCCUAUGCGUUUCCUAUGGAGCUGAUCCUCCGCAUCUACGAUAUCGUCUUUGCAGAGGGCGCUGCUGAAACAAUCAUGCGUGUAUCCAUCGCCAUGCUCAAGCGCUCAGAAACAAAGCUCAUGCAACUCACAGAAUUCGAGGAUAUUUUGGACUUUUUAUCAAACAAGCUGUACGACGCCUACAACAACGACCCCACUCAAGUCAUUUCUGACGCCGUGGAACUCAGUGGACUCAUUACAAAGGAAAAGAUGGAUCACAUUGCAGAGACCUAUGUCACCGAAUUGGAGCAAGAACAGAAACAAACCGAGCAAGUGUUGGCAGUGCGAUUCAAUUUCUGGUCCAAGAACCCCAAAGAAACACGCCGAAACAGCAGAAAAAAGAAGACCAUGUCCUGGUACAGCAGUGCACCACCAAAAAAGUCAAUGGAUUCAGAUCGAGCCUCUAUUUCAUCGCUGCGAGAGCCCGAUGUAUCACAACUGCACCAUCAAAUUGAAGAUUUGCUAUUAGCACUCUCUCAAACACAGCGAGAGACGAUUGAAUUGAAAGACGAUUUAAUGCAAGCAAGAUUGGACAAGAUGGAUGUGGAAGCAGAGCGAGAUGCGCUCAAGUUGACCAUGGAGAGCGCAUUUCACAACACCAAAUAUGAGCGUGAAUGCAUGGAAUUAAGAAAGGAAAACAGCCAACUCAAGCAAGAAAACGAGGAUUUGCAGCACCAACAAGCCAUGUCAAAAGACGCAUUGACAGCACUGGUUGAGCGCAUGUUGGAUAUGAAAAACAGAGUGGAUAUACUCGAACAGGAAAACUUCAAGGCAAAUCAAGAAUGCCAGCGCUUAGAAAAGGAUAGAAAACGAUUACAGAUGAUAUUUAAUACCAACACAUCCAUGCAUGAUUAUACCAACAAGAGCAACUCUUCUUCUUCUAGUUCCUCUGUUAAGAGUUGA